Molecule: messenger RNA, 273 nt
Organism: Trichosurus vulpecula (common brushtail)
Lineage: Eukaryota; Metazoa; Chordata; Mammalia; Diprotodontia; Phalangeridae
Gene: C4H17orf67
Product: chromosome 4 C17orf67 homolog
Exons: 3
Coding region: 1-273 (90 amino acids)
Source: RefSeq, a predicted model, not a curated record
AUGAAGAUGCCACUGGCCCUGCUCCUCUUUCUGUUCACCCUGACCAUCUUUGCAGAUUCUUCCCCAAUACUGACAGAAAAACAAGCUAAGCAACUCUUGAGAAGUCGGCGACAGGAUCGGCCCAGCAAACCCGGUUUCCCUGAUGAGCCAAUGCGGGAGUACAUGCUUCACCUUCUUUGGCUGGAGCAGAGAGCAGAGGAGCAAUUUCUUGAGCAUUGGCUGAAUCCACACUGCAAGCCACACUGUGAUAGGAAUCUGGUCCAUCCUGUCUAA